AUCAGGUAACCUGGUAGCUCGGGCAAGGCUGUCCUUCAAAAAAAAAAAAAGUGACUUCACUUUUCUCUCCUGUGCUAAGGUAGAUUCUCUCUCCUUUCAGCUGGGAUACACGCCGCUCGCUCUCGCAGUCUCCCAACGUUGCAAAGGGAUGGCAGAGUUCCUUCUGGAAAAAGGAGCCGACGUGAAUGCGCGAGAUUGCUCUGAAAGGACCGUUCUUAUAAUUGCUGCUGUUGUGGGGGAUACGGACAUCAUGCGACUUCUUCUUCAGCGUGGUGCUGACCCUUCUCUGACGGACAUCACCGGCAUGACAGCCAGGGGUUACUUAGCAACUCUCCAUAGCCAAGAUCUUACUGAGGAACGGGAGGAACCCGUGAGCUCUCAAACCACGGGAGAGUCUUCUGCACAUGCUGCAAAAGGCACAACAGUACCCGACAGCUCCUGCCCGGUGACAACUGGUGGUGUCCUAGCAGCAGCAGAAGCGGAGCAAGAGGAAGAUGAUGACUCUUGUGAAUCCUUUUCAGCAAGUGGAAUAGCGGAAGGUGGAGAGAUGCAGAUCCUGAAAUCUGCCGAGAAGCCUGGAAAGAUGGAGAUGGACGCUCAGUUGGCUGAGAAGCUAUCUGAAGGUUAAACCCCUCAGAGGGAAACGGUUGUCAUGGGGUCAGAGCUGUGAGCUCCUAGCCCAUUUUUCAGUGGCAACACCUA
Messenger RNA from Cygnus olor (mute swan), 702 nucleotides. Its product is annotated as ankyrin repeat domain-containing protein 34C-like. NCBI's taxonomy places the organism in Eukaryota, Metazoa, Chordata, Aves, Anseriformes, Anatidae. The record is from RefSeq and is a predicted model, not a curated record. Bases 149 to 628 code for a protein of 159 amino acids. The transcript is spliced from 4 exons. Gene Ontology annotation, molecular function: protein binding.